This is a messenger RNA of Lithohypha guttulata, 1284 nucleotides long. RefSeq lists its product as uncharacterized. Lineage: Eukaryota; Fungi; Ascomycota; Eurotiomycetes; Chaetothyriales; Trichomeriaceae. Gene Ontology annotation, molecular function: arylesterase activity. Bases 1 to 1284 code for a protein of 427 amino acids. The record is from RefSeq and is a predicted model, not a curated record. The transcript has 2 exons.
AUGAGCAAAAACACUUAUAUUGGGAUUCUAGCAUUUCUGGCUGUUCUCAUUGCCAAUCUCUGGCAGCCAGUAGCUCAUCGUGCAACUGUGCUUGGCCUGACCAGAUCACCUACCAAGAUUGACAACAUACAUGGAGUAGGAACUCCCAUCAAAAUCCCGAAUACAGUCCAUUGCGAGGACGUGCAUUAUCAUCGUGCAUCUAACAAGCUCUACACAGCCUGUGAGGGCCCUGCAUCCUCGAGGACUCUCUGGUUCCCUCCUUUAGCCCAUUUCUCAGGACGAAACGAUGUCGGCCAAGGAAAGAUUGUCGUGGUUGAUCCAGCUACAUUCACAUCUACGGAGCUCGUGCUCUCAGGCUUCAACGGACCACUAGUCACGCAUGGCAUAGACAUCUUCUCUAACGAAGACGGUCGAACGGUCACGAUAUAUGCUGUAAAUCACUUGCCGAAUCCAGAGUAUAACGCAGCAGGGACCAAAGACGCUUCUCAACACAAAGCACGCUCGCAGAUUGAGGUGUUUUCACACACCAUUGGUUCAGACACGGCUGUUUGGGUUCGAUCUGUGAGACAUCCUCAUAUACGAACUCCCAACGACAUCUAUGCAACUGGUCCAACGUCUUUCUACGUUACUAACGACCAUUACUAUCGUGAAGGUCCACUACGUCUAGUCGAGGACUUGCUCGAGUACAGCACUGGUGCUUGGUCAGAUGUUGUUCACAUUGACUUCUCGAACCACAAGGCGGAUGCUACACCUGCACUUACAGCCACGCACGGAUUGACCAAAUCCCACAACCCAAAUGGCUUGGGCCACACGACCCAGGACAAUGAACUGUUACUUGUGGAUGCAGCUGGUGGUGAAUUAUACGUCAUGAGCAGAAAUACGGCUUCUGAUGCCUCGAAAGAAUUGACCUUGCGCUCACGUAUUCAGCUCGACAGCUCGAUCGACAAUCCUUCUUACUACGACGACCAGUAUGCAACCCCUGGGAGGAAUGCCAGCGGUUAUGUCCUUGCAGGAUUGCUCCUUGCCCACCAACUUGGGGAAGCUGUCACCACGAACGACAGUGCAAUACCGACGGUUGUAUGGUAUGUUCGAACGACUAGUGAAGGCAAACAAGAGAAAUCUGUGAUAUUUCAAGACGAUGGAAAGCUGCUACGAAGUGCGAGCGCGGCUGUACUGGUUGGUAUUGAUCCUGCUGGGAACGAUGGCAAGAAGCAAGCUUGGCUUUUUGCCACUGGCUUUGUGUCAGAAGCCAUGAUCGCCGCGAGGAUAGAAUUGUCUACAUGA